CUAUAAUGGAAAAAAUAAAAAUCAAAACUAAAAAAAUAUUUUUAAAAUAAAGAUGAAUAAAGAAAACAAAAUGGUGAAAGAGCUCUACAAAAAAUAUAUUUCAGAUAAUCCUUUCUUAAUUAUAAAUUAGCUUAUAAUCACCAUAUUUGUAUUUUAUGCUUUAUCUGUGCAAAUUAUUUCAUUAGGCAGUGUGGUUUUUUGUAUUUUUUUUAAGUGAAUAAAAUGCAAAUCUCUCUGACAGCUAAGAAACUUACAGAGAAAGAAUAAGUAUAGAUAAAUACAGUCAAACAGGAGGAAGAAGUUAAAUGCCAUAAGCAAGACACAAAUGACAUUCUUGAGAAUUUAGAAGGGUAGAUUACUUCUGGAGAGAGGGAUUGAGAUGCUUGAAAGAAGGGUAAUAUUUUUGUCGAUGAUACUUAAUUUGUUUACCAAAAACCAGGGAAAUGGACAGUUAAUUCAAAACUUAAAAUAGCUAUCUGAUCCAAGAUAAAAAGUUAAUUGUUGUUUGGAGGAAAAGUAGAAGUAUGUUUGGUAUUGUGGGUUUACUAUAGUGUAAGUAGUAUAAGUCAGUGAUUACUUUUGAAUUAUAUAAAAUGGUUCCCCCUUAAAAGGCAAACGGUAUAUCAGCAUUUCUGAGAAAUGAUCUAAAAAUCCUAUUAAAUUAUCAUAGGCAGGUGGGCAGUGUGACAGAAAGAGAUGAGUAGCUAAUUCUACUUAGAUUAGUGUUUUUGUUUUCUAGUGCAGCAACAUCCUAACUGCAUUUGUCAUGCCAUAAGCCUUAUGCUGCAUAUACCUGCACAGAACUACAAGUAAACUGAGAAAAGGCGCAGUGAUUGAUUACUGUGCUCAUAAUUAGUUAUGAAGAGUUCAGUUAACUGAAAACUCCAGUCAGAAGAGAAAGCAAAUAAACUAUCCUAAAAUUUAUGAUGUUUUAAUAGGUCAUGAUAUUUCAGAAGGGGAGGCGGCAAUUCUUAACCAAAUUUGUUCUUUACUGGGCUGCCUAAUACGCUUGGCACAGCAAUAAUACUGACUCCUUUUCCUUCACUGUUCUGAUUAUAAUUCAGAAAACCUAGUGAUGAUUUUUUUAUUUUAAUCAUUCUCCUUACCUUUUAAUUAUUUUUUAUUCUUAGAAUUUCAGCCAAAAAAACCUUUAAAACAUUAUGUUAUUAAACAGAUGAUAAAAUCAGUAAUCACUGCUUUCUAGUCAUUCUUCAAAUAUUCACAUACUAUUUUUUUUCCUCUAAAUUGAGAUUUUUAAAUCAACCAAAAUUUUUUUUGUACAUAUUAAAAUUUCUUUUACUCAGGUAUAAUUCUGUGUUAAUGUCUGUUGGAUAGUCUUAAAUCUGUUUUUAUUUUUGUUGAAUCAUGGUUGAUAUUGAACCCCAAUUUUUAAUUUUGUUAAAAUCAUAACCAUGUUUAUUCUUGUGACGCACAAGAUAUAACUAUAUCUUGUCUGUUGUUAUACUUAGGUUGUCAUCGCCCUUCUUUUGUGGUAAGCAGCAACUACUUUUGACAGUUGGUAAAUCAAUUGCAGACAGCCAGAUGGUAAAUAUACGUAGCCAGUAAGUUGUCCUUGAAAAAUGAUCAAAUUUAGAUCUUUCAGAGAGAAGGCAGAUUACUUAGAAUAUACAGUGAACAACUCUGACAGCAAUUGAAGUUGAAUUAUUAGUGAUUAUCAUUUACAUAUAUUUAAAUUUUUAAGAAUUUAAAAACGAAUAUGUCAAGUGUGCUUUUCCUAAAAUGUAUGUUGUUAAAUAGUUUUUCCAUUUGAAUGUGGAACUGAUGGUCAAGUAAGUUUGGGAGAUGUCGAAUCAUGGUCCUACAGACUGCUCACUAGGCCUUCCAUUAGCAUUGGACCGUCAGUCUCCAAAAGGAAAACCUUGAAUAUGACUAGUACAUGACAGAAUACAGUUGAAGACUCUAAACUAAUGUAUUUCAUGAGGUCUUACUAUAGUUUGCCUGUCGUACAGCUACACUUUGAAACCAGUCAUGUUAUAUUUUUAAGUAGAGUAAUGUCUUAAAUGAGAGGCCAAAGAACAUGAUUCGGAAAAAAGGAAAAGAUUUUCAUUAAUUGAAUUUGCAAACCAGGGAGUUCCUAUUGUGGCUCAGUGGGAAAAAAUCUGACCAGUAUCCAUGAGGACGCAGGUUCGAUCCCUGGCCUCACUUAGUAGGUUAGGAUCCAGUGUUGCCGUGAGCUGUGGUGCAGCCCUAAAACGACAAAAAAAUUUAAAAAAUAAAAAAAUAAGAAAUUGAAAACCAUAUGAAACAUGAAGUACUUAUAAAGCUUCUCAGUGUCUUAGACCAAGAUUUCCCUUACUCACUUGAUUGCUCCCUUUUUGGAAAGGAAUAGUCACCCCCUAUAAGUAACAAAAUAAAAUCACCCGUUCUUGUAUUUUAAAGGGCCUCAUGUACUUUCUGUGCUCUGUUUGUCUCAGUUGUGUAACAUUUAUUAGCUAAUUUUGACAAGUAUUGAUAAUACAGAAAGUAUCUUGGGUAAAAUUAGAUAAUCAGCUGUAAAUCAGUAUAGUUUAAAACACUUCAAUAUCUUUUUCCCACUAAGUGGAGUUUUUAUUGUUGUGUCCCAUGAUUUCUCAAUGGGAAGAGUCUUUUUUGUACCUUUUUCUUCCCUAGUUCAGUUAAAUUGUUGAUCAUUAUAUCAACAAAUGCCUUAAGUGUUGAAAAGUUUUAUGUCAGAUAUAGUGUCUAUAUGAAGAGUUGAAAAUAUGGGCCAGUGAUUUAGCUGGUUCUAACAACAGACUAAGUUACCAGAUUGAUAAAGUGAGGCUAAUUGUCAACAUGGGAAGUCUUUAUAAACUCCCCUCAAAAUAAGGCUUUUAAUUUAAGAAAUAGUAUUUUAGAAAAGUUUUAAACUUCUACAUAUCAGUGAGAACAUGGUCCUGUGAAACCAAGAUCAAUCCAGAGUCUGGCUGAGUCAUUUUAGUUUGGAUUAAUUGCCAUAAACUAACUUGGCUAUCUUACUGAUAUUUCCUUUGUUUCGUGGACAACUGAGCAAGACAAUUUGGAUGUUCAGCUCAAAUGAAGCAUCGUUAGGUUCUCACACAGCUUCCACCCACUCUUUCCUUUUCCAUGGCCAGCAUCGUGGUUCAGAGUUCUUUUCUCACAUGGAGCUCUUAUGCUAUUAAACCUCCAUACUGAUGUCCUUGCCCCAUCUCACAGCUGCUACAUAUUCCCAAAUUCCACUUUGCUUUGUUACUCUUUCAUCAAAAUAAUUCAACCAUCCCAGUAGUAAAUGACCAGAGAAAAGUAACAGACCUCUUUAAUCAGUCCUAAUUUUACCGUUACAGUGGGAGACAUUAAUAUAAUUAGCAUUUUUCUAAAUUUGAUGUCUUUAAAGAAUUGAUUUUCCAUAAGUCUUUUACUUAAUACUUUAAUUGAUAUAACUAACAUCAAUUUUGGGAGGAAAAUUCCCAAGCCUCUGUGUCAGCUAAGGUUUUUUCCCUCUCCCAUGAAAGGUUUCAAAUGAAGUAAUUAAAAUAAUUUUAAAAUGUGUUGAUUAAAGUAUCAAUUCAUUUUCUCUUCUUACACAGACCCUGGUCUUUUUUGCUUAAAUUAACUGUUUUGAACCUGAUUUUUGCCUGGAAUCUCUGGUACAUUUGCCCUUUAGCCAUGCCACCUCUGGUUUGCACAUCUGAAAUUGAUGUGAUUGUAGCAGUAGAGCUUAUUAUGCACUUUAUUUAGAUAAUUAAAAUUUCCUCAUUCUAAAGAUUCACUGGUAAUUUUCAAACCCUAUUUUUUUUAUUUUCUUAUAGAGAGAUUGUUGAUAGUAUAAUCUAUGCAAGUUCCUAGCUUGAAGCUUUUAUCUCCUGCUAUUACUACUACUCAUCCUUGUCAUCUUGCAGCUUGUAUGCUGAAUUUCUCAAAAUAUUUGUGGUGAAGGACCAGUUUUCCUUCGGUUGUCAUCACUGAAUUAUUGUAGUCAAAUUUUUUUUUUUUUUUUUUGGCCACACCUGCAGCAUAUGAAAAGGUUCCUGGGCCUGGGAGCGAAUCCAACCAAGCAGCUGUGACCUGUGUCACGGUUGCAGCAAUGCCAAAUCCUUAACCCACUGAACUGGGCCAGGGUUUGAACCCACAUUGCCAGGGAGACAACACCAGAUCCUUAAUCCACUGCACCACAGUGGGAAUUCCUACUAAAUCAUUUUUAUUGUAUUUUUUAAAAGCUUCUUCUGUGGCAUAUUGGAAAUUAAGAAACAGACAUACAAAUUUUAGUCCAAAUCUUUCAUCAUUAAAUUCAAGAUAUCUGUCUAGUUGUGUAAAAGUUUCCUAAUUACUUGCAAAUUUUUCUCUUUAAGUGGAUUACCUACUUUCUAGAACAUACUGUGUACUUCCCUGCUGGGACUGAUGCUCCUCCCACUGCCCAAAGGAUGCUUUUAGCCUAAUUGGCAAAGUCUUACUUGUUAGAAUCAAUUUGCUGAGAUCCCGUUGUGGUUCAGUGGAUCCAACUAGUAUCCAUGAGGAUUUGGGUUUGAUCCUUGAUCCCUGCCUCGCUCAGUGAGUCAGGGAUCCAGCAUUGCCAAGAGCUGUGGUGUAGGUCACAGACUCGGCUUGGAUCCCAUCUGGCUGUGGCUGUGGCUAUGGCCAGCAGCUGUAGCUUCAAUUCAUAUGCCUCAGGUGCGGACCUAAAAAAAAAAGCAAUUCAGAUGCCAUCUCUAGGGAGUGCCUUCACUAAAAAAAAAAGUCCAUAUUUGCCCUUCAUGCUUUUUUCCCACUUUGUUCAUGCCUUCUCUUAUAGUAGUAUCUCAUUAUGUUGCUAAUUGUAUUUUUUCCUGACAAGUUGUGGGUCUACUUAAGGCUGGUUUAUCGAUUAGUUAUCCUUCUUCAAUUCUCAACGCACAACAACUUCUCUAUAUAUAUUUGUGGAGUUGUUACUUCUUGUAUGGUAAAUUCAGAACAGCAGUGACUGUCCAAAGGUGGGAGAUAUUUCAUAUCCCUGUUAGCCUACUAAUCUUCUUUUUGAAAAGGCCAUUCUUUUCUUUUCCCACCAGAAUUUUGGAAACAUUUCUGUACAGAGAACGGUAUUUAUCUGUCAUAGUUAUAAUGUAAAUUCGUGAAAAUUAGAAAGCAGAGACUUCAUUUGAAGAUUAAAAUCAAGAUUGUACUUCUUAAGAAGUACUUCUUUAGUAGACUAGCAGCAGUUCUCAAAUUUCUUGGUCUCAGGACCCUUUUGUACUCUUAAAAUACUGAAGACCCCAGGGAGUUUUUGUUUAUGAGAUCUGUAUCAACCAGUAUUUACCAUAUGAGAAAUUUAAACUGAGAAAAAUUCUAAAGCACAAGUAUACACAAGGAUGCAUUCCAGUAGCCAUCAACACAGUGCCACACAGCACGUAGCCACCGACAGCUCCACUGUCGACUUGUGGGAGAAAGAAACGGAAAGCAGAUAACAGUUCAGUUUCAUGAAAAGUAAUUUUGACCUCAUGUGCCUCCUGAAUCAAGCAUGGGUACCCUGGAGUCCCUGGACCACACUUGGAGAACAGCUGCUUGAUAGACAAUUCACUUGUCUAAUUGCCAACAGAAUAAUCUGUAUUUUUAUUUCAAUAAAGUUGUAACCUAGCUUUUGUGUUUGUGGAUUAGAAUUUUUUUUUUUUUAAUAUCUGCAGGGUCUAUCAUAUUACCCACUCUUCUAUUAAUGUCUAGACAUAGAAUGUGCUGGAACCUAUUACCAGUGUUGGCUUGGCAGCUCUAAGACGGAGAUGCUUACUCAAGGAGAUGUCAUUUUAUUUGUGGAUACUCAGUAAGGUCAUUCCUAGUUAUGCCCUGUCAGUACCCUGGCUUUCAAGUUCUAGCCCUUUUUAUGAUGUAUAAACCACCAAAUACUUCUGUGGUGGUUCUCUGUACUCCAGAGGGUUUGGUCACUUUCUUAAUUAUUCCACAAAGUCAAAUUUAUACUUCUUUGAGGGAGUGAGAAGUCUCUACCUUCAAAAUCUUCCCUUCUCUCCUUUGUCUGACCUUUCCCUCCACUUGCCUCAACCUGAUCCCUGAUGCUGGCUCUCCUUUUCUGAGAGUACAGUCUGCUCUCUGGCAGAUAGUUACUUGGCCCCAGUGACUCCUGUGUUUUUUCACUCCUACCCUCUUACCUUGGCUGAUACUCUGUUAAAUUCUUUCUGAGGUCUUAGCAGGACAGUCAGUCUCCUAGAGUAUUUGACGACUCUCUUCAAAUUAAAUGGGUACUGGGUCUUCCUGAGAGUUCUGAGAAUGCGUCAUAUGUACCUGUCAGCUGCAUGGGAAUACCAAGAGGGCUGCUGGUUUAGACUCAUUAAUUCACUGACAGCGCAAUAUUCUGUUUACUUAUCUUUUUAUUGUGUGAUGGUGUCAUGGCGUGAGCUGCAAUUUGGGGAUUUAUCGUUGUCAGUGAUAAACUAGAAGCACAAAGCUGAUAGAAUGUUAGGGACGUUUUAUUUUUUAAUUCUGUGUCCUAAACAUAGUAGGCAGUCAAUAAAUGUUUGCCGAGUUAAUUUUAUUUUCAUUAGUGUUGAUGAAACUGUGAGCUCCAACGACAUUACGCUUUAAGCCAGGCCUCUCUCUCUUAUACCCAAGGAAACUAUGCCCUCACACUGUUCUGAAAAAGUACAUGUUGCUGCCUUAAUAAGCAAAAUCCUUACUGAUACUUAAUGAAGAUGGUUAUUUGAAAUGUACAAAUUCAAAUCUCAACAGAAUCUACUUCUGACUCUUUGUUAAACACCUCUGCAGAAGUUCUUAGUUUUCUUGAAACUUUGUAUAGGUCAUACUACCAAGGUAUUUUGCAAACCUAGGCUUGAGACACCUUAAUUAUUUUCUUCUUUUUUUGAUUUAAUGAACUUGAUAUUAAAGUUACUCUAUUUUAUAGGUCUGUUUUGUUAUACACAUUGCUAUCUAAAUACUUAAACCAGGCUUCAUUGUUUUUCAGAGCUGUCUUUUUUCUUUAAUUCUCCUGCCCCUGCCUUAUUUUGACUAUGUUUUCUUCUCUGCACUAAUUUUAAUUUUUUUUUCCCUGUAAGCCAUCAACAACUCUCCUGCUUCUGUUUUUGUUGUUGCAUUUUAACAUGAAUUUAAAUCAUACCAUUGCCUGUAAACCUUCCAGUGCUUGCCAGAUAAAGGCCAGCUCCUUGGCAUGACCUUGAUUCAGAGUCCUUGGUCCCAGUUGUGUUUUCAGCCUAAUCUCUAGUCACAUUGGACCACUUCUUCCUGUAUCACACUCAGCAGUUCCCUUCCUUUGAGUGCUGUGUUUUUGUUUUGUUUUGGUUUUUCUUUUUUUUUUUUUUUUAAGGGCCGCAUCCAUGGCACAUGGAGGUUCCCAGGCUAGGGGUCAAGUCAAAUUGGGAGCUGAAGCCGCUGACCUACACCACAGCCAGAGCAACACCAAUUUCCAGCCACGUCUGCAACCUACACUGCAGCUCAAGGCAGCACCAGAUCCUUAAGCCACUGAGUGAGGUCAGGGAUCCUCAUAGAUACUAGUCCUUGGUGAGAUUUGAACCUGAGUCCUCUUGGAUACUAGUCGAGUUCGUUACCACUGAGCCCCAACGGAAACUCCUUUUGAGUGCUCUUUUGGUAACCUAGUGUGGCUGCCACUCUCUUCUGCCUGGCAAGCCUUUAUUCAUUUUUUUAACCAUCACCGACCACCACUUAGGGUGCAGACACACAUAAAGUGAAAACUUAGUUAUAGCCCACUUUGUUCCCAGAGCACUUUUUAUAAACCGCAGCCAUAGCAUUUAGCACAUACACUCUGUCUUUCUUUUGCAUAGUGACUAAAGGAAAAUUCACAUGUACUGUUCACUCUCGUGUUAUAUACUUCUACGAAUUACUUUAACCUUUUCCUACCCCAUUUGUAAAAGCAUAUCUGAAUUCAAGUGAGUGAAAGUGCAGCUGUCAUUCAGCAUAAUCUUGAACUCAGUCUGUUUCUUUUUUUUUUUUUUAGGGCAUCAUUUGCAAUCUAUUAGACCUCAAUACAUUUUAUACCCUACAGUAAAUAUUCUAUACAACUAAUCGAGGUAUAUCUGCCAGUGAGAAACUAAUGUGUCAUAGAUGGAAAUACACUGAUUUUUAUUAUAACUAUUUGUUCCCCCAGAUUAUUUCUUAAGAGCUAUAGCUACUAAAUUAAACUUAAAGGGUAUUCCAGACAAGACUCACAUGCUCUGCCAGUAAUAAUACCUUCUUUUUUGGCCUGCACUGGAAAUACUACAAUGUUACAAUAACAAUAUGUCAGGCUAAUUUCUUACAACAAGACUGAGAUUGCCUUAUCUUGUUUUACUUAUGUUCACUUUCACUCUUCUGAUUUGUUUUCUUCCUCUUACCUGUGUAUUCAUCAUGUUAGGAGUAAGGAAUAGAAAAUAUAUGAUAUAAUUUUUAACCUGUUUUAAUUCUAGUAACUAUAUGCAAUAUGCACAAAGUUUAUGACUUUACCAGCUGAAAGCUUUUUCUUUAAAAAAAAAUUCGAGAAAUUAAUGUUGAUGGAAAUACCUCCUAAAUCUUAACCUAUCACUUGCUCCAAAUCUGAAAGAUAACAAAUAGAGCUUUAAGUUUUAUAUUUGCUACACUAAAACAUGAUCUAGGAAAAAAAAAAAAAAAAAAGGAGCCAAAUUAUUUAAUCACAAUGGGAGGGUUUAGUUUUAAGGACUAAUAGCUGCCUCAUCCUUGGUGAUUGCUCGCUUACAUAAUUUGUUAUGAAAGAAAGCUUUUAGGGAAACCAUCUCUCCAGAAUAUUUGUGAUUUGUUCUCUUCUGCUUGGGAAGGGUUAAGAGGAGACAACAUCCUGUCAGAGACCUUGUUUUUAAUUUUGCUUCUCACACUGGCACAGAUCCUGCUAAGAGCAGCCCAGAUUAGUUCGGAAAACCUUUGAAGAGAUUUAAGAUGUCCUUCAGCCAGUUUGAAGGUUUUUGUCUUGCAAAUCCAGUACAAGGGCGCCUGCAGGCAUCUCGACCCUUGCUGUGCUGCUGAUGCAGCUCAAGGUCACACUAACCCGCCCUGUGACAUUCAACAACAACAAAAAAUUAUGUGGUGAAACUGCUUCAGCGUUCAGCCAACCAACAACUUCCUUUAGUGAGGAACUGAGGAAGAAGUCUUUUUUUUUCCCCUCUUUUUCUUUUUUUGGGGGCUCAAAAUUUUUGCUGUAGGAAAUAAUCCUGGAUUUCUGAUGUGUGUGAUGACAAGGUCAUUUCUUAAUUAGAACACAUGUAAAGAACAAAGCUAAAUGGCUUCAAAACAGCUUUGUAGUUGAUGGAGAGGAUUUAAAUUAUUUAAAGAGAUAGUCACCCAUGUAUGAUGGAAGCUGAAUUCUAAAGGAAUUAACUCCUUCGUUCCUGUCCACUUGCCCUCACUUUGAAUUUCUUAUGUCUGGCUUUAGAAGGUUGCAUUCUAAACUUAAGAAAAUUUAUAAAUGACCAUUUUUUUUAAAGGGUGAAACAUGACUUAUAAAUCAAAUUCUCGGAUAAACUUUAAGUGGAGAAGUUUCCUCCCCACGACAUUUGUCUCCUGGAAUUUUUAUCAAAUGACUCAAUUUAGGAACUAGGAAUUACAAACUUUUUCUGCUGGCAGCUGUGAUGUAUUUAUAAUAUGUUGGAGAGGGAUGAAUAAAAUGCUUCUUUAUUAUCUCACCUUUUAUUCCUCACUUUGACCCAUUUGUGAUUUGGAAUUUUAGUAAAUCAGUUUACCCUGAGUCUUUAGAAAAUAUAGCGCAUAGCAUUCAUGUUUCACAGCUUUCAAAGAAUUGGUGUGAAAAGACACAUGUGUUUUUCCUUAGGGGACAAAAAGUAAUUUCAGUUUAAAAUGGACUUUAAGAAAGUUGCUUGUGAACAUGCAUGACCUUUUCAAGGCGCAAUGAAACCUUGUCCGUUGCACUCAAUAGCCAUAUUGGACUCCUCCUUCGUGGGCCUUGUUUCUUUGUUUUGUUUCUCCUUUGUUUCCUGUGAGUGCUAAGUACCAGACAGUAGUCAGAAGGAUAUAGAGUCCAAGUGAAUUGGUUUUCUAAGCUUGAGACUUGAUGCCUAUCACCUCUUUAGCAUUAGAGCAGAAUAAUCUGAGAGUAACUUUAUACUUUAUGCUUUUUUGUGUAUAUCAUGUAGAGAAGCACAUCUUGAAGUUGUUUAUAUAUAAAAUAACGUCAUAAAACUUCAGCUUUAUGAUACUAAUGUAAGUUUUCUCAGAACUCGGUUGUUGCCUUCUUAAUGAAGAUAUUUUCCUAUAAGUGUGACUAAAGUAGAACCAGGGCACAUGCUUUAGGAAGAUGGGCAUAAUAUUUUAAGUGUGAUUAUUUGAAUUGGUAUCUUGGACUUUGUGGGCCACAAGUUGACUAAGUUUGAAGGGAUACAAUGUGAUGGAUUGUAUAAGAAAAACAAUUUAGAGUUAACUAGAUAUAUUCUGGAUGAUUUUCCUCCAACUAGACACAAUGUAUUUGAGUCUUCCAGGAAGAGUAAAAAGGUAUGCACACUUUUAGGUUAUGGCUGUUGUAAAGGAUUUUAGGUUUGCAAAAAGAAAAUUCUGGAGGGGAAAUCUCUAUGCGAGGAACUGGGUAGUGUGAUUCUGUGCAGCCCUGCCCUUGCCUGGAGUCUGCUGUGCCCUUAUGUCAUGUAUGACCCACGCUCACCUGCUAGUAAUUUCUAAUUUACUGUCCUAAUUCAUCGAUUUGUUAUCACUAAUUGUUCUUCAUUUACUUCUGUGUAGUUUCCAGUACCUAAAGGGUUGAAAGGUUGCUGUAAUUGGCACCCGCAGCUGCUCUUUCUUUUGACAGGGGAUAAUUUUGCAGCCUAUGCUUUGUGUGACAGCUGCCUAAUUGGGCAUUCUCCCCUUGUAGCAAGCCUGCCUCCUCCAGCCUCCCUGCUGACAAAUGGUGGUGGAUUAUAGAUGAGGACACGCUGACCCAUUCGACCUUGCUGAGACAGCGGGGAGGGGCCUCCUGCUACUUGAGGGAAGCUUUAGGUCAUUUAGAGGACAAGGUCACUAGCCAGGUGGGGAAAUGACAUGAUAUCACAUGACAGUAGCCUGAUGACACGGUCAGUGUGUCAAGGACAAAUGCAUCAGUAUUGGUUAAACAUUAUUGCAAUACUUCAUGGAAGGCCUAGUAUUUCUUAAUUGUUCUGCUGAUUUUUUUUUUUUUUUUUUUUAAGAAAAAGGAAGAGUGCAGAAUAAGACACAGGUAUUUUAGCAGGGUUAAAAGCAAUUGUUGACAUGAAAAUAGAGCUGGUUUAGAAAGCCUCCUCCUAAGUUUUUCCAGCCAUCUAGAGUAUUUUGCUUGUAAUUAUUGUUUAGUUUACAGUCUCUUGGCUGUCAGUACUUUUCAGGAGUUACUUGAAAAUUAAGGCAGGCAGAUUAAAAUGAGGUAAUGUAUGUUGUUAAAAAAUAUUUAACAAUUUCUGUCAUCACCCUAUUCAAUGAUUGGCAUACCUUGUCAUAUUUUGAAAAAAAAAUAAUAAGCUAAGUGAAAAUGCUUAAUUGAAAGGAACCUCAAACUCUGGAUUUACGAGCUCAAAAAUACCACCAUGCUAUCAUAAUUAUUAUAAAGUGCUCAAGACGUCUUUUAAAUAAUUUUUGAGACCUGAAAAUAUUUUCUAAAUGCCUUGGGAUUGUAUUUAAUGUAAAAAUAAAAGAUAAAUGAAAAUCUUUCAGAUAGCUUUUUGUUAUUAGGAGUACACAUGCUUUUCUUGGAGAAGUGGUUGUGAGCUAGUAUAGUACCCUUUUUAAGUGCAAAAUCUUAAGAAUCCUUGCUGAGUCUAUUAACCCUAUAUGAACACUUGAAAGAGUAGCCCAUGUACACGGUACUGAAUAGUCCAGUUUAGAAAAAUGCCUCUUUUUAAGAACAGUGAACAGUUUAAUGCAAAGAAUAAUGAUCAUGAUUCUCAUUUUCUGGAGAAAAUUAAUUGUUGUUGAGUACUGUUAGAGAUCUAAGCCCUUAGUUCAACAGGAGAAAAUUUUAUGCCCCUGAGAUAGAAAACUAUCAGUGGAAAAAGUGUGAUGAAUUAGUUCACUGAAGUAGAUACAUCUGUAUUUUCAUGGCUUGUGCAUGCGUAUGAGUGUGUGUGUGUGUGUGUUUAAUUUUGCCUGUGCUGUGCAUGUGUUUAGCUGCUCUCAAACCCCUAACUCAAGCUUGGUAGAGGUUUAAUCCUGUGUCCUUGUACACGUAGACUUGAUUAGUAGUUGUGGUUAUCUCAGCAGAAGACACACCGCCCCCUCCUUGAAUUGGUCGGGACCUGGGCAUUGGGGAGUCAAGGCAGAGGAGAGAGAAAAGAGAUUUUACAUUAGUAUUCCAUGAAAGCCUUACUGUCUGCAGAACAAAUUGAUUGCUCCGUUGUACCUGUGCUUGGCACCACUGCUGUGAGAGAAAGGUAGGGUUGUAAUCUGUUUUAUUGUAUUACAUAUUGUGACACUCCAGGAAUAUUUAACUCGCGCUCUUUCUAUGACACGUGCUAUAAGUCUAAGUAAAAACAAACAAACAAAAAAAAGGAAAUAAAUGAAUGGAAAGUAUGCAAGAACAGUGGGCUACAGCUUUGUUUACUUCAGCCCAUGAGAGUUCAUUCCAAUAAAAUAAUUUUGCUGAAAGCGUCACUGGGAACAUAACCUGAUUGAUAACGAAACCCUAUAAAGUGUUCUGAGGCACUAAUCUGUUUCACUGCUUGCAACGUGUAAGGCAGAGAUGAAAUUCAAGCUAAUAUUGGAGGAUUUUCAACACAAGAUAAAUGGGAGAAGUCAGGGAGGUGGUUAUGGACCUAAUUAGUUUAAGAGAUGAUUUUUAAUUAUUUUCCAGUACAUAUUGUUAAAGGACCUACAUAACAUGAUGCAAAGAGUCGGACGGAGAUUUUCAUUAAAAAUAAAAAAGAGGUAGCCACCAUACCACCUGAAACCGUGUUAAGGAAAUUAAGAAAUAUAUUUACUUUAUUCUUUUACCCAUUUCAUUUGUAUAGACAUUGCACUGCUUGAUUCUGCUGUGGGAAAGGAAACUGCAAGGUUUCUUCCAGUCUUUUAAAAUGUAUAUUAAUUCUGUGACUGUUUUUCAGGUAGACACUUAUCGUUUAAAAUUUGAGAUUGCUUAAUAUGAGUUGAAUGAAUGUUUUAGUAUUUCACAAAAUGACGGAAAUAGCUGGGAUUUGAUCCCUUGCCAUUCUCAGGCAUUCUUGAGCUAUUGCCGGAGCUGCACUCUUUACAUUAUGUGAAAAUCUGUACUGUGGGGGGAGAGGACAAGUUCCUCUUGUCUAAGAUUCUUGCCACAUGUGAACUGCAACUGCCCUUUGCCUCCUCUGGCCCUGUCCUGAUCUUUCCGUUAUAAUCAUAGUGCUCGCUUUAGGAGAGCGAGGAAGCAAACUAGUUCACUGAUGGAAUUAAGGUGGUUUUUCUGUUGUUUACUUUUAUGUUCUUACAAUUAGUAAGUAGCUUUACAUUUUUUAGAUUGCAUUUCACUUCCCUUUAAAUAUGUGAAUAGUUGUUCUAUAUUUGCUAAUUAUACAUUGUAAAAACACUCUGAUACUGAAGGUUUGUGUAAUCAGAGGCUGUGGAUGUUGGUCUCCAUUUAUUCCCAGAAAUGUGGGAAUAGAGAAGCAUUUUAAAUUAUUUGUUAAAUAGCAAAUACUAGAUUCUAGCAUAAAACAUUGAUUAAAAUUAAUUCUUCACAGUCCUGUUAUUUAUUAAGGAAAAGAGACGUUUUGAAAUAACUUUUUAACUGAGUGGCAAAAUUACGGCUAUUAAAUAUGUUUUCAGUUGGAUAACAGCCAUCAAAAUUAUUAGUAUUGUAUUCUUAUACACUUUGUUUUGUGAAAGGUUUUUUGUUUUUUUUUUUGAAAAAGGGUUCAUUGAGAAAAUGUAGAGGAAAAUAAACCUUAGAACUAAGAAGCAGAAUAUUUUAUUUUCCCGAAUAAAACACAUUCUAAACUCUUUCUAGGUCUAAUUUUAGUUUUUAACUUUGUAAUUACCUUAGAAAUGUUGAAAACUUUGUUUUUACCCCUACAGAAGAAAGGCAUGAAAUACAUGUAUUUAAUAUUCAAGCAACUCAGAUUGGGAAGAUAAUGGAGGGAAUACCAAGUAGAGGAAAUUGAUGUUUUCUUGUCGUGGGGGUUGUUGUUCUUUUUGAUGGAGUAGGAGAUUGUUUUUUACAGACAGAAGCUGCAUUCUUUGUUUACCAAAAUAUCCACAAUGCUUAACACUUCUUCUGGCACCUAGUAUCUGCUCAAUAAAUACUUGUUAGUCAAAUGAAUAAAGAACACUCAGUCAGUCUCCCUUCCCCUCUACAUGCACCCUUUGUUGUCCCUCCCCUCUGUUAACAGUUUCAAGGGUUCUCCUGGUAGUAAUUUUUAGCAUCUGCUUCUCUUCUGAAAGCAUUCUAGGUGUUGAAGGAAGGGGAAUUCAGUGUUUCAGAACCAGACUAGGAACCGUGUUUGCAGAAUUGUUGGCAGUCCUAGUGGCUCAGGUGACUGACUGCCCCCUCAAUUGUUCCUCCUCAGAACAUAAAAAGGCACCUGUAGACAAACAUGCUUAGAGAUCUUCUUCACCUCAGAGUGCCUCCAUCCUUUUUCCUCCUAUGCUGGCUUGCUGGGAUGUGGAAGUUUUUAAAUGGUGAAAUCUGUUUCUUCUUAGAUUCAUUCAUGAGUCUAAGGUACGUUAGGUCUGCUAACCAAUAUCAACAUUAUUUUGAAACAUCCGAGAAAACUACAUGGUAACAGUGGUCAGACAGAUCUAGGUACAUUAAAUCUGUGGAGAAAACAAACCUUGGGCUUGUUAUUAUGAUCACUACUCUAAGCCAUGAAAUGAAAGUCAGUCAUGAAGACAGCUUUAAUAUGUGGGUGAUAACUUCUCUAAGCUCAGUUAAUGAGCAGAUGUUUUUAUUGUUAGGUGUUCAACAUUAGCUAGGCUUAGACCGCAGUUUUUGAAUAGUAGAACCUUACAAAUCAGUUAAUAUAAAGAGUAGAUUUAACAGAUGAGGAAACUGGGCUUUUAGUCACGUCACUUUUAGGCAAGUCUCUUUUAGGCUUGGUCACUCUUAUAAAAAUAGUAGCUGAACUGUGGCUAAAAUACAAAUUGCCUAUCUUUUUAUAAAAAGUGAUGACUUUUUUUUUUUUUUUUUUUUUUUUUUUGUCUUUUUUGCUAUUUCUUGGGCCACUCCUGCGGCAUAUGGAGGUUCCCAGGCUAGGAGUCGAAUCGGAGCCAUAGCCACCGGCCUAUGCCAGAGCCACAGCGACGCGGGAUCCGAGCCGCGUCUGCAACCUACACCACAGCUCACGGCAACUCCGGAUCGUUAACCCACUGAGCAAGGGCAGGGAUCGAACUCGCAACCUCAUGGUUCCUAGUUGGAUUCGUUAACCACUGUGCCACGACGGGAACUCCAAAAGUGAUGACUUUUUGACAUGAUAUCAGCUCUUUGAUUUUAUCCUUCUAAAAUAAUAAUUGAUAUGUUGAUACUCGCCAAGUCUUAUACCUGUAACCACAGUAAAGUUUAAUUCAUAAUAAAAUGGACUAUAAAUUAAAGCAAACUGACACCGAAUCAUUAUAUAUAUUUAUAGUGAUAUAGGUUCAAUUUGCUUUAAUUUACAAUCUAUUUGGUUAUGAAUUAUACACAUACACACUUAUUUAUUGUCCCCAAUAAGUUUGGAUCCAGUGUGGUCUUUUUUCCUUUUUUUUUUUUUUUUUCUACCAGUACUCUUAUACCAUAAAGAAUGAGUAUCACUUAAUAAAGAUAUUAAAAACUAAGAAAAUAUAUACAAUUAUAAUAUCUGUAUUAGAAUAAAUUUGUGAAGAGUAUAAUUUUAAAUAAUACAUUCUAGUCUAUUAAUUUUUUGGCCCUGCCCACAGUGUGGAGAGGUUCCUGAGCCAGGGAUCAAACCUGUACCACAGCAAUGACCUGAGCCAUAGAGUCUAUUAAUAUUUAACAUUUUAAUAGUGUAAUAAGGCUGGGCAGAGAAAGUAGGCAGCCACCUGAGACUCUUGCUGGGCAGGAACCUCCGAGGAGGGAUACUAGUCAGGCAUGGCCUCCUUCAAGCACAAUUAAAUGUCAAAUUGCCAAAUUCAAGAAACAUUCCAGUUCAGAUUGUUCAUGGAAAGAUUAGACUCCAGGGGGUAGAGUUGAGGUUUGCAAAUAGGUCCCUGCUGUACCUGUCAGAUGGGUCUCCAAGUUAAAGACUGAGAAGGUCCUUCCCAAAAUCAGUGCCUGGCAAGACUAGACCUGCCUUCCUCUACCUGAACCGGUUUUAUUUCCAGUGCAGAAAUGAACAAGGAACAAGCAACUAGAGGUGCUGUCAGAAAAUCAAAUUGACCACACGUAGGGGUAGUGGGGAGAGUAGAAGGUAGUGGAGGUGGGGUUUAGGCACUUGGCUAUCUCAUGCUCACAAGUAAGUUUAUAUAAAGCGUGUAAGUGGCAAGGAUGGCCACUGUUUCUAAGCCUUUCCAUCCCCUUAGUAGAUUAUAAAUUAAUUAAUGAAACUAAACUAAACUUCACACCUAGCUUUUCCCUUCAAUGAUUGGGCAGAGCAAGGUUUAGAGACAUACUGUUUAACCUCUCAAAAGUUCAGUUUGCCCAUUUUCAAAAUAAGGAUUAUUAUCAUAUCAACCUCUUUAAGUUGUAGGGAAGAUUAAAUGAGAAGACACAUUUGUAUACCUGGACCAUUAUAUACAUCUGAUAAUUAUUUGUUUGUGGAUGUUUGUGUCUAAGUAUAAGAUAGCCAUAUGUAUGCUUUACACAACUGUUAAUAACAGAGGACUUGACUAGGUAACCUUAAUAUGAUAUAGUAGAGCUACUUGGGUAUCUCAAAAUGAAAGAUACAGUCUUUUUAUCUUCAGUAUGCAGCGUGAUGAAGCUGACUGUAAACUAUUAUUUCAUAUUUCAAACUAAAAGAAAAAAUAGCCUAUAAUUUUAAUGAUUCACUCCCACAAAUUAUAUAUUUUGUCUUGAUCAGUUACGUGAUUUUUAUUUGUAUUGACUUUAUCAAAAUAUGUAUCAAAAACUGUGCAUAAUUUUCAGUGACCGUCUUUCCCUCUAACCAUGUAAGAUAUAUAAGUGAAUCAUGGAUCUCAAUUUAGAAUUACAGAAAUAAUUUGGAAAAUGAGAACCCAGAGCAGAUAAGGUAAAGUUUAAUUUGUUUAAAUCUUAGCUAAAAUGUUUAGCUUUCUUCAAGUGCCUUUCAUAGUUUCUAGACUUCUGUUUACCCUCUUUAAUUAUAGAAAUUACUUAGCAAUUAUAGACUUUUGUAGAUCUUUAGGAGACUAGGGUGAUCUGAGUCAACAAAUGUUAAGUGCCAAAUAAAAAGCAACUUACGUUACUUUUCUCUGGAAUGCACAGAAUAGAGGAAUAUUAGAAAUUGCUCAAGAUUUGAUCUCAGUUUAAAUAAAAUUUUACUUUUUCAUUAGAUAAUACUUGUAAUUUUAAAUGAAUUCUUUCUUUUGAUUUUUAUAAAAGUGUAUUACUUGAAAAUCAGAAGGAUUUUUUAAAGCUAAACCUUGUAAUCAUCUUUACUUGGCUUACCUGAGAAAUUUAAGUAAUUAUAUAUAAAUAUAUAAAACAUAUAUAAAAUAGAUAAAUAUGUAUAUAUGUAUUUCCUAUGCUGCCAGUUGCUUUUCAGUAUUACGUAUACAAUUAAGUGAUCAGAAGAAACUAAGAAUAUGUACAGGCAUCUCUUACUCAGCAAAAACUCAGUGUCUCAGACAUGCCUUUGGCAAACAGAGUAAAACCAAUCCUUAUCCUCAUGGAGCAGUGAUUACAGUGUAGUGGUAGAAGACAAGCAACAAACAAGUAUUAGAAAGAUAAGGAAAAGCAAGCUAAAAAAUAUUACAAAAUGAGAGAAGUCCUAAGACAGCUGAUCUCCUGGGUGCUCUACUAGGGAAUGAAUGGGAUACCUUUUUACCUAAAGCCACUGGGAAAAUAUUGUCUUAGGAUGUGACAUUUAAGCCAUGUUGUAGAGCACGGCAAAGGAGCAGCUGUAGGAAGAAAGUGUCUCCCUGGAAGAGGGACCCACGCAUGGAGAUUCUGAAGGGCCAGAAAGUGAUGUCUGUUCUGAGAUGGAAGGAAGCCCAUGUGGUUGGAGUUAUGCUCUCCACUUUGGUAGCCUUGGGUCACAAGUGACUUGUGCAAAUUGAGGUGUACUCUAAGAGCAAAUUACACUCCAAUUUAGAAGGCUUAGUAUGACAAAAAUGAUGUGAAAUAUCAUAAGAAUUUUGUAUUGCUCUCAUAUUGAUUAACCCAAUAUUAUUUUGCAUAUAUUGGGUUAAAUAAAAUACGAAUUAAUUUUACCUUUUUUUAAACUCUAAAAAUUAUGGCCACUAGAAAAUGUAAAAUUACAUUUGUGGUUCACAUUACGUUUCUGCUGGACAGCGCCUGACUCAAGUGUAAUGAGCAAGGGACUAAAUGGCAUGAGGUAAGACUGGUUAGAUUCUCUGGAGCCAGAUUAUGCACCAUAGAGAGGAAUUCAGACUUUAUUUGAAGUGAAACAGGAAACCAUUAUGGGUUUUUAGUCAAAGGGAUUUAUCUUUUACAAAGAGCAUUGGCUACAGUGUGGAGAAUGUAUUGGAGGAGGGCCAAUUAGGAAGCUAAUACACAGACACUCAGAGCUAAACCGUUAUCACAACAGCUCUCAGAUAGUGUUAUAUAAAAAAAAUAGUAUCUCUAGGAGUUCCCAUCGUGGCUCAGUGGGUUACGAAACUGACCAGUAUCCAUGAAAAGGAGGAUUCUAUCCCUGACCUCACUCAGUGGGUUAAGGAUCCAGCGUUGCUGUGAGCUGUGGUGUAGAUUGCAGAUAAGGCUCGGAUCCCAUGUUGGUGUUGCUGUGGCUGUGGUGUAGGCUGGCAGCUGCACCUCCUUUUGACUGCUGGCCUGGGAACCUCCAUGUGCUGCUGCAGGUGUGGCCCUAAAAAGCAAAAAAAUAGUAUCUCUAAUCAUCCAUGAGUUUUUCAGUCUGAUGGAUUUUCUUAAGCUAUCAGUGUAUUGGUUUAGGGUUUACAUGUAUAGGAAGAAUAAUCUUUCAUCCAUGUUCAUGAAACAUUAAAAUUCUUGCAAAAUUAAAUUUCUACCACCCUACCAGAACACUGUAAUUUAUGGAAAUAGUAAUUCUUUAAAGUCAUUUAUGGCUUUAAAGAUUUUCGAAAACUUUGGCAAACCCAUAAUGUUUCUUAGUAUUUUGUAUUUGGAGUAAUUGUUGAAUGGUUUGAUGGAAGCUACUGAUAUCACAGGUCUAUAAUUCUCUGUGAUACGGCUCGUUCUUCUUUUGUAAGUAAGCCUGAGAGACUUAGAGAAAUUAAGCAAGUUGUUAAGGUUAUAGGGGAGUAAGUGACAGGCUAUUCUAAAACUUAGCUCUCCCGUGUAUAUGUUGUGAUUUCCUCUUACCUAAGUGCUCCUUUUAUGUAGUGGGGGGGGGGUGUUUGUAUGCAUGACUAUGAAUUAGAUUGGCCAUGUUGUAUUUGGUGAAUUCGAUUUGCCAUAUUUUAUUUGGCUCAGAAACUAUCAUUGUAGUACCACAGUUUAAUUUAUAUAAUAUUGGAAUAAUUCUUAGUCUUUGGCUUUUUACUGUAAUUUAUAUUACUCCGAUGGUGUAGGUUUAGGGUUAUUUUUCAUAGUAGUAAAAAAAAUGCAAGACAUGGCAAUAUAGUUUAGUGGGUUAUUUUUCUGAAUCGUUCUCGGUUUUUUGCUUUAGAGGGAAAUUUAUUUGCUAUAGAAUCUGCUUCCACUUAUGAGUACUUAGGGUAAUAAAUCAUUAAAUCAUUAAAUCUUUUUUACACCUCUGUGGGUGAGGUAACAUUAUACCCAGAAUCUCCCAAAAAUUAAGUUAGUAUCUGAACUGAGAUUCAAAGUCUGAACUCUUCGCUUUAGUGUGUUACCCACUUUUUAGGUAUCUUUGAAAUUAAGUAUCUUCACAGUAUCCCUCUUAUGACCAUUUACACUAUCAACAGUAUUUUUCCUGUAAAAACCAAAGAUCAUUUGAAUUCAAGUGAAAAUUUUUGAGAUUUUUAAAAAUCAUAUUUCUUUAGCAGAAUUGAAAUCGAUAUGUCAUCACUGACAAGACUGAUACUUUUUGAUAAACUAAUAGUUUUAUUUCCCCUGGUUAAUGAAAAUAAGUGAAAAAUGGAGUUCCUGUUGUGGUGCAGCAGAAGCGACUCCGACUAGUAACCAUAAGAUUUCGGGUUCGAUCCCUGGCCUCAAAUCCGAGGGUUAAGGAUCGGGCAUUGCCGUGAGCUGUGGUGUAGAUCGCAGACAUGGCUCAGAUCCUGUGUCGCUGUGGCUGUGGCUUAGGUUGGCAGCUGCUGCUCCAAUUAGACCCCUAGCCUGGGAACCUCCAUAUGCCAUGGGUGUGGCCCUAAAAAAAAAAAAAAAAAAGAAAAGAAGUGGAAAAAAAAAUGAUAUGUAGCACUCAAGGAAGCUUGCUGUGCAGCAUAAAAAUCUGGCAGUUUUCUUUUACUGGAUGAUCUUAUGUACGAUAGGAUAGUGGAAUCAGUAGGCAUAUUACUACUAAGAGUUGUCAUGUAAUUUAGAGUAUCAAGUCAUAGUAAAAUACUUACAGUUUUCUUUAAAUUGCAGAUUCUGCUAGUUAGGAAUUAGAACCAGGAAUCUACUUGGUUUGUAAUAUUAUGUUAUAAAAGAUUGUUUAAAAUACCUGAGUAUCCAAAACAUUUGCCUUGAAGUACUAUUUAACUUUAGAUUCCAUUAUAGCAUUUGAUUUUGGAUAGAUUUUGCCUAAUUAGUUUAAAAUAAUAUUAAAACAAUUAUGUAAAUUAUUAUCAAUAUCUACUAGAGUUAUAAGGAGCAUAAAAGGUGAAAUAGUAGCAUUUCUUGAGGACUUGCUCUAUUGGAUGUUUUAUGUAUAUAAUUUAAUCUUCUCAACUGCCCUAUCAGAUAAGUUGGUAUCAUAUACAUUAAACUGAGGCUCAUACAGAUUUACCCAGUUAUAGAGCUAGUAGAUGAGCCCCAGUGUUUUUAUUUUUAAAUUUCAUGGUAUCCUUUGGAAAUGGAAACUGGCAGGAAUUUUUUACUAUACAGAUUGUUGGAAGGUGUAAAAAAAAGAUCCUUUAGAAGUGAGCUGUGGAAAAUCUGAAUCAGGUUUUUUUCAUCUUAAAUUGUUGGCGAUUGACAGCUGGCAGAUUGAAGUUGUGUCUAGUCCUGUGCGUAGCCAAUACAGUACCAUAAAAUAGUUUGUGAAGUCAAGUUUCUCAGUCCUAGUUUUUUUGUUGUUACUGGUCUCGAUUUUAGUUGGUUACUUCCAGUCAUCUUUUAUCCCCAGGCCCAUCACUGAUAACACAAAGGCUAAAGGUCUUAACAUGGCAAAUGCAAAGAUUACCCCCUGUAAUUGUACAAGUGCUUUUCCUAUUGGCAGUCCUUUUAGAUAACCAAAACUGACUAUUGAGCAGAUUUUAAGAAGGUUUAACCAUUUUUAUCCCUUCUCAGACAGAAUUUUACAAAUAAGAUUGACUAGUAGCAACUUCUUGGUGCCCAUUUUUCUUAAAAGUAGAGAUUCAAAGUACAUCCUUUGUUUUGUUCCAAUAUGCAGUUUUCAGUGUAUAAUUUUGUUCUUCCAUUUUGCUAGUUAUACAGAACUCCACCUGGCUCUUUUAUUUCCAAACAGGUAUUCUAACCAUUUCUACUUCACAGUGUUUAUGCUACUGAAUAAUAGAUCUAGGACAAUUUAUUGCUAAAUUUGGGGAUUUUUUUUUUUUUUAGUACACUAUAGACGUUUUUAAUAGAUUGAAGGAGUUUUCUUCUCCCCUUUGUGUCACUCCUUCUGAAUAUUCCUUCAGUGUGUUUAUUAUUUUGGGGGGAGUGGGUGGAAGAGACACCUUACUCGGUAAAUCAACUUCAGUAAUAAUUUUGUUGUAGCAAACCUAUGUUUACAGUUAGACUUUUGGGGGGAAGAUGCCAAGUUUUUGACUUAGGACAUUUGAAUGCUAUUCUUCUAUGCACAUAGAAUACAGAAGUUUAUAAACCACAUCAGUAUAUCAAGAACCUCAAAACUCACUCAGAUUUGUAGGUUCAAUGUUUAAGUGGUAUCUUUGCCAACUGUAAUUUAUUUCAAAAUAGGCUGAAUUCCUUUAGCUCUAUAAGAUAUUCAGAACAGAGGAGAAAACAUUGGUCAGAGAAAAGGGGAAAAUUCUUAAAGGAAAAGCCAGCUUUUAAUCUGACCAUCUCAUAUGUAAAGGGACAAUGGUAUUAGUCAUCUGCAACUUUAAUACUGGGAGUGUUUUGGCAACUCUGUCAUAUGCUUGGGCUCUACAGUUACUGUGGGAAAGUAAAUGGAACAGUGAGUACCAUGUUUUCUCUGAUUUCUUCCUUCUCAUAAAGAGUAUAUUAAUUUCUUUAUUCUGUUUCCUUUUUGAAAAUGUGGUACCAUUCAUGCAAGUAUUUUUACUUCCUUUUGAUUUCCAUGAAAUUAUCUCUAAAGCUCAACUGCAAGAAAUUUGGAGUGACGCUUUUAAAAAGUCUUCUUUUUGUGGGUAAGAGAGAGGAUGAAAGAAGGCCUUUUAUUCUAUCUAGAGUGGGACUGUAUACUUCCUCCUGAAAGGAGCAUCAGUCCUAAAUGAUGAAGAGAGAGGCAGAGUGAUUACACUUAGCUGUACUAAGGACAUUCUCAAGAAGGAAAGAGCUAAAAAAGCCAGAGUAGGGGAGGUGCAGUAGAAUCUUAAAGAGGACCUUGUUGCGCCUCAUGCUUUUAAAUCAGUAAAGUGAGGCCCCCAAAAAGAUGGUAACACAUGGUCACUUUUUUUCUUUUUUCAGUAUCUCUCCUAGCCCCAGAACUCUGGGACUUGGUCCAUAUGGCCUGAUUCAGAUCUUCCCUUUGUUGGUCCCACCCACAUCCUAUUGAAAGGCAGAAGCAUUUUACAUCUUAUGAAGGAAGGCAUUGAGUGAGAUGUAGUUGGAGAACUGUAGCCGUGGAACCUUCUGCCUCUUUUUGUUGUUUAUUCCACCUUGGAGUAAUUGUUAUUUCUGAUUCCUUCCUUUGGGCACUUGGUGGAACAUUUGGGGCCAAGGCUGUUAUCUAGAACCAGGAGCCGCCAGAGUUUAUUUAAGAAGAAUUGGAGGCAGAUGGAAACCCAGUAGUUUACAGCAGCAAAUGAAAUAAAAGAAGCACCUGGAACCCUUAGGUCUUACCUGGCCUUAUCUGACGCAGGGUAACCCUGCUUCCCACCCACCCCACUUCACUAAUAGGCUUUGACUGCAGGCACUAGAAGAGUGUAAAGCUGCUUGAUUUUAGCUGCCAUGCCCAUUUAGGGACAUAUUUUGCUAGAGAUGAGUAGAGGAGGCUGAAUUAUGAUCCCCUUUAUGUGAUAUUUUGCUAUUUGGCCCUCUGAGCCAGAGCCAUCUGGUCUUUAUUUCCUUGCCAACUUCGGUAUAACCCAUCCACCUGCCUCUGUGCUAGGUUCCACUUCAAGGAUUCAUUUUCCAGUCUGCUCGUACAUAGAGCUUGAAUACCAACAUAUCCCUUAAGAUUUUCUUGUCUCUUACCUGGUUCCUGCUAUAUAGCUCACUGGCAUGGAGCCUUACUCUCUUCAGAUUAACAGGCAUAGUACCUAGGCUGUAUAUUUGGUAAAGGUAUUCCCUCUAAGCUCACCUUUCUCUCAUCCCUAUAUUCUCAAGGUCUUGAACCUUGCUCAAGGCUCUUCCUCUAGGGCUGGGACAAUCCUAGUCUGACCCACAGUUGAGCAUUAAUACCUGUAUUAUUAAGUAUUAAUAAUCCACUCCAUUCCACCUUAAUCACAUUUCCCAAAAUAGGGAAUACAGUCUUCAUGUCAGUAUCAGGAGCCUUUGUAGUUCUGAAUGCCAGCAGCAUCAUAAGCCAGGUAGAAUUAGCUUAAGAUUUGAGAAUUAAAAGAUGGAAAGAAGAAUUAGACGAAGUAAACCAUUUGAGAGGUUGGGAGAGGGAGAGGAAGGCAGGAAGAAAGAAAAGACAGGAGGAAAAACAUGCUUAAGGGGUGAAACAACUCUCGACUGUUGCCCUUGGCUAGUGGGACUGGAGUCCUGAGUUGAACCCAGUUGGUAGGUUCUCACUCUGCAGUCGUAGGAAGUGCUUUUGAAUUUAAUAGUCCAGAUUUGUUGUCUUUUUUUUCUUUCAGGGCCACGGGUGAGGCACAUGGAAGUUCCCAGACUAGAGGUUGAAACAGCUACAGCUGCCGAACUACGCCACAGCCACAGCAACGCGGGAUCUGAGCCACAUCUGUGACCUACACCACAGCUCACGGCAAUGCCAGAUCAUUGACCCACUGAUCGAGGCCAAGGAUCGAACCUGCAUCCUCAUGGAUACUAGUUGGGUUCAUUUCCACUGAGCCAUAAUGGGAACUCCCAGAUUUGUUCUCAUCUUAGCAAAAUUACAAAGUGGAAGAAGUCAGGAGAAGGACAAGGAAAUGGACCACCUGUGCUCUUACCUGGUUUCUUCUUUCCUUGGUUGAGAAGAAGAUCAAUAUUUUUUUUUGCUUUUCAUGUGAAAAGGAAACUGAAUCUUUAUUUCUUUUCCAUCAGUCUUUGUCUAAAUGAAUUGCUCUCUUCUUGAGUAUGAGAAAUUGUUCUUAACAUCAGACAAUUUCAGUCUCCUCUGCCUACACAUACCUAUAGAAUAUAUACGUUCAGGUAGGUUCAGCCACUUCAGGGUGAGUUAAACCGCUUGGCCUAAUAUGAAAAUAAAGAUUUGUCUUCUUUUAAAUUCAAAGGAGUAGGGAAAAUGAUAACACAAAUUAAACUGUAAAGUUCUUCAACAUCAGUAAGUUUCACACAGCUGUAGGGAUGACUUGACGAAAGGACGCGUUCAGCCAGAUGGCCUGUGCUGGCCUCCUUCCCAUUCCUGCAAAAGAUAUGUUAUUCACUCCCAGGGUAGCUCAGGGAAAGAGCUGAUUAUGGAAUUAAAACAACCAACGUCCAAUUAACCCCUGUUUUGGUCAAUGUUUCCUACACAGUUUGGAUAAUUGGCAUACUUGAGUUCCAUCAAGGGAGGUGGCCGGUUUAUUGGUUAGUUCAGGCUCCUGGGAAUAAGAAAUCUGAAAUUCUCUUAUCAGCUCAUCCCCUUCAAACUCUGGGCAUGACCUUGAACGUCGUCUUUACCUCUGUGUCAAUAGCUUUGCCCAUUUGAAAAUUGGAGAUAUGUGUUGGACGUGGACCAUGUAUGAGGUGGAGGUACUGUAGGAAAAGUGACGAAAAAGUGUUGAUAUUUGCAGAGGUCUUUAAACCGGGAUUUAAAGGUAUAGUUUGUCUUACAGGGUGUUUCUGCAGUAUCUUAUCGAUGCUACAGUUGCAUAGGUUAUAAGCCUAUUCCACAAAGCUCAAGUGCAGGAAGAUUUAUUAGAGGCAUGUAGCAGGUGCUUCAGGACCCAGUGGUAGGAGUGCAUUGCAUUUCCUUGAAACUGGAAAACCAUUCAUCAGCCCUUUGCUGUCUCCUCUCUCUCUUCCUUUUUUGCCUUUCUCAUCACUGCCUCUCUCUCUGCACCUACUUCAUUCCUUCCUCUCAGGAUACUCACUCCUCUGUAUAUUAAUCUGUGAAAUGUGGCCUCAUUAAGACAACCUGGAAAUGAAGGUUUUCAGUCUCUUUGAAUCACAUACCCCAGGAGAGGAAAUGAAUUGGUCCAGUUUGGUCAAAUUCCCGAAGUGCUCCAUUCCCCUUAGGCUAGUGAUCAGGGAACAGAUUCUUUAUGAAGAAAGUCUAAGGAAGGAAAAAAUGAUGGGCAUCUUUUGUACAUGAAAUUACUCUUUGGUUUAAGUAAACAUAUCUUAGAAAAUUCAAUAAUUAGCUAAGUUAUUAAACUGCAGAUCCAGAGGGUUUUUUUUUUUGUUUUUUGUUUGUUUGUUUAGUUUUUCAGGCUAUAUAUAGAACACGUUGAACAUUUAACAGAUAAUUUUGAGUGCCUCUAAACUAUCAGGUAUAGAGACACAAAAACCAAAGACAAUCCCUGCUCUCAAGGAGCUUUAUGCAGAGUGACUGGAAAGUGAAGAAAAAUUUUUUGAGAAACUCCUCUAGUCUGGUUCUCUGUCUAUAGAAUAGUUAACAUUAAGAAAAUGCCAGGCAUAAUUCAUUUAAUACAAUAGCUUGAUGAGGUAGAUACAAUUAUGAUUUCAAGUUUGCAGCUAAAGAAACAGAGCCCCAGAAAAUGUAGCUUGAUCAGAGUCACCCACUGACAGAUUGCAGAGUCAGGAAUCCAAAGACUGUUCUUCUAACUAGUAUGCUCUGUGACCUUUCUAGGAAAAAUAAAAGACAACAGAUAGAGGUUUUUAGAGUAGGCAAAGUAAGCCAGAGUUCUCCAGGUGCUACAGAAGUGUUUGCUUACCUGUUAUUUAAACUAAUAGGAAUGGCUGGAACUCGGAAGACCCUAAAUUGGUUUCGGAUGAGCCACUUAACUGGCCAGUUAACCAGUCGCUCAAUUGCUUGUUUGUUAAAAUGUGAACCUUUGUGAGGUAAUAGAGUAUUAGCCAACCCCAGAAGGAGAAUCAAAAAGAAAAAAAAAAAAGCAACAAAAAAAAAUAUAUAGUGAUAUUUCAUUUGAGGAGGACAUAUGGCUGAAAGCACCUGGGGAAAAGCUGGCCCUUUUUAACGUGUAGUAAACUCAGUAGCAGUCAACGGUCUGUGGUGGAGAGCUCCCAGGAGCUUACAUACACUACCUUGGCCAGUCAAGAAUAUGUGAAGAACUGCCUCUUUGUAGACUGGCACCCACAUGCAUGUGUCUUCCUUUGUUUGCCCUUCGCUAGACUCCUUCAACCAUGGAAGGUCACUGUCUUAUCCAGACCUUAACAAGGUGAUAGACUUAGUGGAAUAAUGUUUCUAGUGUUUGAAGGAUAGUUGAGGGAUUAGCCUUGUUUUUUUUGGCCCCCCCAAAAAGACAAAUGAUCAGAAUAAAGGAGACAGAUUAUAGCCCAGUGCUGGGAAGAAUUUCUUACUAUUGCAGUUGUGUAAACACAGAAUGAUUAUCUGAAUAACGACUAAUCUUUCUUGAGCACCCGCUUUGUGCCAAGUGCCAUAUGAGGACUGUGACAUUUUCAUUGUUAUUCCUCACAGUGGCUCUGUGAACUAGGUAUUGGUUCUUGAACAUUUACGAAUAAAACUUUCAAAAGUGGUUAACUUGCCCAAAGUCAAACGGUUGGUAAGUGAAAGAGCCAGAAAUUGAACCCAGAGCCAUCUGAUUCCUAUAAUACAUAGUUACCAGAGGUUUUGAGAAAUAAACUAGACAACCAGUGUUAGCAAAUAGGUUAUUAAAGACGUUUAAGCAUCAGAUGGGAUGAUUGGUUAGGCAGAUGACCUUUCAACUCUCUCCUAACCUUAAAUUGGUCCUAUUAUGUUUAUAGACUCUAUUUGCUAUUAGGAAAGUGAUAGCUAGUCAUAGAAUCAUUAUAGAAAAAUAAGUUUCCCUUCAUAAAAACCAGCUGCUUUACCACUUUUACAUAAGUUCUAUAAAUUUACCUUCCCAGUAUGAUGGAGGCAAGAAUAUUUGUUAGUUUUGCUUUCAAAAAAAGUCAUUAGUCCAAGUGAAUAAAAUGUCCCAAAACCCCACAACAUUUUAUGAAAGACAAGGACAUUCGAUUUGGUAGUGUAAUACCUUUAAAAUAAAUGCCUGAAUAGCUUUUGGAGUAUAGUAUGAUGUGUUUUUAACAAAUGUUGAAGAGUGUCUUACUGUAUAUUUUAGAAAAAUGUUUUAAAAAUUUUAUCAAAGUUAGCUAUUUUCUGGACCCACAUGACCUCUUAGCCCCUCAGACCUGAGAAACAUUAUUUAGGUUUGAUACCCUGCUGUAAAACAAGAGGGAACCUGAAGCUUAGCUUUCAGUUCAGUGCAGGUCAGAGGAGUACAUCUCCUUGAUAUUAUUGCUCCAAACAGCGGCUGCAGACGUGGAAGCAGGACAGCCAGGACAAUGGCAUGCUGACUCUUCCACAUCAGUAUUCAAGACCUGCUUGGAUAAUGUUUGUUUUUGUUGAAUUGGUUUUCAGAUUUUCAGGUUUAAAGGCUUUUAAAAGUAAUUUGAUCACUUUUACACAUUCUAAUAGAAUCACUUUAUGGCAGGAGAUUGUUUUUAUUUAGCCAAACACAGUGAAAGCUCAUACUUGACGCUCUUCAGCAAAUAGAGGUUCACAGGAAAAAGAUCACCCUAAGGAUAGCUUUGACCAAUUUGCUUUCAUCUUUAUCACACAACUUAAAGGGUUCAAGUUGCUUGGUAAAUGAUUAUUAUCUACUUCAGUGAUUGACUUUUUUUUUUUUUUCAAAUGGACAUUGAGAAAUAAUUUCUCAGCUGUGAUUACUGUACAUUUCAAAGUUAAUUCCUAAAGCCUUUUAAGGAUGAAUUUGAUUUGUCUGAUCUUAGGGAUUAAAUCUUUCAAUGUGCUACCUCAUUUCUUAAAUACAGCUCCAUCAUAAGAAAAUUUAACAAUGAAAUAUUUUAAUGUUAAAUAGGUUUUAUUCAACUUCCUAUAGAGUGAGUAGUUUGAGAGAGGGAUAUGGUGGAAAGCUUUAUGAUACCAGCAUUUUGAAACCUUUGCUCAUUCUUAUCUAUAGUCCAUAAGCAUAUUACAUCUUAAAACCUUGGCCAGGAAGACACUGAUCAGAGGAAAUUAAGUGAAAAAUGAUCACGUUUUAACAAAGAGAUGUUAAAAUAAAGAUCUUCUUGAAAGUAUUUAAAUCUUGUGUUUUUCUUUUUUUAUUACUCAAUGAAUUUUAUUACAAAAUUUAUAGUUGUACAACAAUCAUCAUGACCCAAUUUUAUUGCAUGUGUGACAGGUAUUCUGUUAGAAAAAUGCAAGAAUGCUAUAAAAUCUUGUGUUUUUCUAACGGGAAUACUAGUCACAUGUUUUUCAAAUCCAGAGAACUUCCUGUGUAGGAUAAAAUACUUUAUUACUCUUUGAUUUUGUAAUUUUUUUGUGAGUUUAUAUUUAGAGGGACAAAGGAGGUCUUAGAUUUGAAACCAAACAUUACAAAUGGCACUAUCAUAUUGUUUUAAAUCUUAAGGUACCUUAGAAUUAUGACAGCUUACCCCUCAUUGUCUGAACCUCUAAGUGUUUGACUUGUUGCAUGUUUUACUGGGAAUGUGAUCCCUGCCAGGUGCUGGGAUAUAAGACAACAGAGGUGGACUCCUUGCCCAGAAGAGCUUUACACUCUAGUUGAGGGCCACGCAUAAACGGCGCAAAAUGCAGUUUUGUAAUGAGAUGAUUGAAAGAUGUACUGAGUAGUGCUGGGGAGUCCUGCAGGUCCCCAGCCUGCAUAGUUCAGGGAAGGCUGCCCAAGGAGGGAAGGGGUGAGUCCUCAGCUGAGACUUACAGACUGUAAAAGAUUUUAUUCCUUGAGCUUGAUUAUCAGCAAAUGGAGCAUUGUUAUAUGAUGCAUUUUUAACUCUGAUAUAUUUUAUCAAGUGAUGAUGAUGGUAAGGAUUGUGUGGGUGAAAGGGGAGAAGGACACUGAGCAGAAAGUUCUGUCAAGAACUUUUUAUUCUUUUUAUUCUACGUCACAUUAUUUUUCCCAUGGUUAUGUCUUAGUCAUAUCCUCAUGUGUAAUGGCAAGGAUUUAAAUAUAAAACACAUUAUUCAUUUUAUAUAAAUGCUAUAAUUGAAAGCACAGUAAGUACCAAAAUAAUAAAGCAAAAUAUAGAGUAAAUAUUGAUAUAAGAACUUAAGUGAUGGUGGAAUUGAACAAACAGAGAGGUAUGGCAUAUAUGUGCCAGUCCCUAUAUCUUUUUUAUCUAAAAAGGAAAGGAAAGAGGAAAGGGAAGGAAAAGAGAAAGAAAGGAAAGAAAGGAAGGAAGGAAGGAAGGAAGAAAGAAAGAAAGAAAGAAAGAAAGAAAGAAAGAAAGAAAGAAAGAAAGAAAGAAAGAAAAACAGAAAGAAAGAAAGGAAGAGAAGAAGGGAGAGAGAAGGGAGAGAAAAGGAGAGAAAGAGAGAAAGGGAGAGAGAAGGAGAGAAGGAAUGAUGUAUAUAACGGAGAUUCUCACAAAGCUAAAGUAUUUAAAUUUUUGAUGUUAAAAUGUUUUAAUUUUAUUAAAUAACGUUCAUAGUAGGUAGUAGUAGUUGUUUCUAAUGAUCUCAGUUGCCAAAGUAAAAAUUACCCGGAAGCAUUUUUAGUCCAGUAAAGUGAAGUCAGAAAGACACUGACCUAUGUUACCAGCACUGUUCUUCCUGCUUCUUCUCCAGCCCAUAGAGCCUCUUCUAAAGCCUCCUUUCUACCCCGCAGCCCAAUCUGUAUCUGAGUAUCAGGUGCCGAGGCAAAUCACGCGGACUCUCCCUGCUCCUGGACUGAGUAUGCCCGAGACCUGGACAGCAGCACAGCCUGUCUCAGAUGGGCAGUUACUGGCUACAGUUCCUGAGGUUUUUACUUCAGACAUUUGCCGUGUAUACUGAUGAGCAAAGGAGACGUUAUAGAGAGAACACUGAUAUUUGCAUUUAUUGGGGAACAAAAGAUGAAGAAGAAGCAGUGUAUUCACUAAGGAUUCUGCUGCUGCUUCUUACUUGGGAGUUGAUCAGCUCUAUGGUCGGACUGCACUGGGGUCGGCCUGCCAUUUAUCUCGCCACUGCCAGCAGGAAUCCUGGUCGGAAUGUAACAGUACACCUCUGUCUAAUUACUAUGGAAGGUGAUAAACUGACACUCACUUAUUAACAUUACAUCUCAUUCACCCAAAAAAAAAACCAUUCUUCAAAGUGAAUAGAAACCAAGCCCUUGUGAACACUUCUAUUGAACAUGACUCAUGGAGAAGAGCUUGGCUCUGAUGUGCACCAGGAUUCUAUUGUUUUAACUUACCUAGAAGGAUUACUAAUGCAUCAGGCAGCAGAGGGAUCAGGUACUGCCGUCGACAAAAAGUCUGCUGGGCGUAAUGAAGAAGAUCAGAACUUUAACAUUUCCGGUAAUGCAUUUCCCACCUGUCAAAGUAAUGGUCCAGUUCUCAAUACACACACAUAUCAGGGAUCUGGCAUGCUGCAUCUCAAAAAAGCCAGGCUAUUGCAGUCUUCUGAGGACUGGAAUGCAGCGAAGCGGAAGAGGCUGUCUGAUUCCAUCGUCAAUUUAAACGUAAAGAAGGAGGCUUUGCUGGCUGGCAUGGUUGACAAUGUGCCUAAAGGCAAACAGGAUAGCACAUUACUGGCCUCUUUGCUUCAGUCAUUCAGCUCUAGGCUGCAGACUGUUGCUCUGUCACAACAAAUUAGGCAGAGCCUCAAGGAGCAAGGGUAUGCCCUCAGUCAUGAUUCUUUAAAAGUGGAGAAAGAUUUAAGGUGCUACGGUGUUGCGUCAAGUCACUUAAAAACAUUGUUGAAGAAAAGUAAAGCUAAAGAUCAAAAGCCUGAUACAAAUCUCCCUGACGUAACUAAAAACCUCAUCAGAGAGAGGUUCGUAGAGUCACCUCAUCAUGUUGGACAAAGUGGAACAAAGGUCCUGAGUGAACCUUUGUCAUGCGCUGCAAGAUUACAAGCUGUUGCAAGCAUGGUGGAAAAAAGGGCUAGUCCUGCCACUUCACCCAAACCCAGUGUUGCUUGUAGCCAAUUAGCAUUACUCCUUUCAAGCGAAGCCCAUUUACAGCAGUAUUCUCGAGAACAUGCUUUAAAAACACAAAAUGCAAAUCAGGCAGCGAGUGAAAGACUUGCUGCUAUGGCCAGAUUACAGGAAAAUGGCCAGAAGGAUGUGGGCAGUUUCCAGGUCUCCAAAGGAGUGUCAGGCCAUCUUAAUGGCCAGGCAAGAACAUCAUCAAACAAAUUAAUGGCUAGCAAAAGUACAACAUUUCAAAGUCCAAUGGGUCUCGUUCCUUCUUCCCCCAAAAAUGCAGGCUAUAAGAAUUCACUGGAAAGAAACAAUAUCAAACAAGCUGCUAAUAAUAGUUUGCUUUUACAUCUUCUUAAAAGCCAGACCAUACCUAAGCCAAUGAACGGACACAGUCACAGUGAGAGAGGAAGCAUUUUUGAGGAGAGCAGUACACCUACAACUAUUGAUGACUACUCAGAUAACAAUCCCAGUUUUACAGAUGAUAGCAGUGGUGAUGAAAGCUCUUAUUCCAACUGUGUGCCCAUAGACUUGUCUUGCAAGCACCGAACCGAAAAGCCAGAACCUGACCAGCCUGUUUCUCUAGAUAACUUAACUCAGUCCUUACUAAACACUUGGGAUCCCAAAGUCCCCGAAGUAGAUAACAAAGAAGAUCAAGAUACCUCAAAGAAUUCUAGGCUAAAUUCACACCAGAAAGUGACCCUUCUUCAGCUGCUCCUCGGCCAUAAGAAUGAAGAAAAUGUAGAAAGAAACAACAGCCCUCAGGAAGUCCACAGUGAUGUGACAAAGUUCAGCACACAGAACUAUGCUCGGACCUCUGUCAUUGAAAGCCCGGGUACCAACAGGACGACGCCAGUGAGCACUCCACCCCUACUUGCAUCGGCCAAAGCCGAGUCUCCCAUCAACCUUUCCCAGCAUUCUUUGGUCAUUAGAUGGAAUUCCCCACCGUAUGCCUGUGGCCCUCCGUCUGAAAAGCCAACAAAUGCCACCUCCAACCGCUUGAUGGACCUUACAAAGAGCAAAGACUUGCAAGGAGAGAAACCAGUCCAAAACGAAGGUGCACAAAACUCUGCCACGUUCAGUGCCAGCAAGCUGUUAAAAAAUUUAGCGCAGUGUGGCAUGCAGUCUUCCAUGUCAGGGGAAGAGCAGAGACCCAGUAAACAGCUGCUAAGCGUCAACACGGAUAAACCUACAGGUGUGAUGGAGAGACUCGGUAGCCCUCUGCUCGCAAAUAAAACAAACCCAGCUGAAGAAAAUAAAGCAUUCGGCAGCCACUCAGCCGGCCCUGAGCCCGGACUUUCUGGUUCCGAAAUAGAAAAUCUGCUUGAAAGGCGCACUGUCCUCCAGUUGCUGCUGGGAAACUCCAACAAAGGGAAGAUGGAGAAGAAAGAGAAGAUUCCCUUAAGGGAGGGAAGUACUCAGGAACAUACAGACCGAGCUUUAAGUGAACAAAUAUUGAUGGUGAAAAUAAAAUCUGAGCCUUGCGACGACUUCCACGCGCACACCCCGGAUGUGCACUCGAGCCCCGAUGCUCAGGGCGCCCCAUUCUUAGGGAUGGCUCCUCCCGUGCAGAGAGGCGCAGCUGCCUUACCAGCUCCCGAGGACUUGAAAUCGGAGCCCGCUUCACCUCAGGAUUUUUCUUUCUCAAAGAACGGUCUGCUAAGUCGCUUGCUGAGACAAAAUCAAGAGAGCUACCCGGCUGAUGACCUGGACGGCAGUCACAGAAACAGUGAACUGACACUUUUGGAAUCAAAGAAUCUUUGCAUGGUCCCUAAGAAAAGGAAGCUUUAUACUGAGCCGUUAGAAAAUCCAUUUAAAAAGAUGAAAAAUAACAUAGUCGAUGCUGCAGGCAGUCACAGUGCUCCGGAGGUGCUGUAUGGGUCCUUGCUUAACCAGCAAGAGCUGAAGCUUAGCAGAAAUGAGCUUGACUUGAAAUACCCUGGCAGUCAUAGUUCACCCAGCGAAAGUGAACACAGGAGUUGGGCCAGAGAGAGCAAAAGCUUCAACGUUUUGAAACAGCUGCUUCUCUCAGAAAACUGUGUGAGAGAUUUGUCCCAGCAUCGGAGUAACUCUGUCGGUGACAGUAAAAAGAAAGGAUGCAAAAACAGUGUGACCAACAGCAAGCCUGAAUUCAGCAUUUCUUCUUUAAAUGGACUGAUGUACAGUGCCGCUCAGCCCAGCAGUUGCAUGGACAGCAGGACAUUUCCAUACCCAGGAGGAGUCAAAACUCCCCUGAGUCCUCCUUUCCCUGAGCACUUGGGCUGCACAGGGUCCAGACCAGAAUCUGGGCUUGUGAACGGGUGUUCCAUGCCCAGUGAGAAGAGACCCAUUAAGUGGGUUAUCACAGACGCGGAAAAGAAUGAGUAUGAAAAAGACUCUCCAAGACUGACCAAAACUAACCCAAUACUGUAUUACAUGCUCCAGAAAGGAGGCAAUUCUGUUACCAGUCGAGAAACACAAGACAAGGACGUUUGGAGGGAGCCUUCCUCUGCUGAAAACAUCUCACAGGUUACAAUCAAAGAAGAGUUACUCCCUGCUGCAGAAACUAAAGCUUCUUUCUUUAAUUUAAGAAGCCCUUAUAAUAGCCAUAUGGGAAAUAAUGCCUCUCGCCCACACAGCGCAAAUGGAGAAGUUUAUGGACUUCUGGGAAACAUGCUAACAAUAAAAAAGGAAUCAGAAUAAAAUGUACCUGCCGUCCAUCUUUGGAUCUUUUUAAAAACUAAAUGAGUUUGAACUUGAGAUCUGUAUAAAUAAGCGCAUGAUUUGAGAAAAGCAUGGUAUAAUUGAAACUUUCUCAUUUUGAAAAGUCUUGGUUCCUGGUGAUGUUUAAAUAUGCAUACUACUUUUUGCUUUACGUUAGAUGUCAUGAGGAAGCUGCUGAACUAGCCAGUGGUUGUUUAACACUUUGUAUGCAUCAGACAACAACUGUGAGUAGCCUAUGAAUGAUAUCCUUUUUUUAAUCACAGAUAACAGGCAUACAUUAAAAUGUAAAUCUUCAUCCACAGUGGAUUAAUGCAUUGCUGCCUUUAUUAGGGUAUUUUAUUUUGCUUUUCAGAAGUCAGCCUACACAACACAUUUUUUUUUAAGGCCAAUUUAUUAAAUAAUAACUCUUUAAAGAUAAUUGUUGAACCUAGUUCAAUUAAAAAACCUAGUUCGGAUUUAUUUCUCAAUUCAGUUCAAACAUAAAUUAGGAAAAAUAUGCUUACAUUUUUCACUUUUGCUAAAGAAAAAAUUAUUUUUAACUCUUGGAAGGGGUUUUAUGAUUCCCUAAUGUGUCUGCUCCACCCCAGUCCUUUUCAAUACACUAUAUUUCUUUAAACCUUGUACUACUUAGUAAAAAAUUGAUUACAAUUGAUGGAAGUUUGAUAGAUCUUAAAAAAAGGCAGAUUUCCAUUUUUGUAUUUUAACUACUUUACUAAAUUAAUAUUCCUCCUUUUGCAGAAUUAGGAGAGUUAGCAUUUAUCUUCAGGUGGUUUCCUGAAUAGUAGAAAUAAGUUGUUUUUAACAGAAGCAAAAUGGCUUUUCUUUGGACAGUUUUCACCAUCUCUUAUAAAAGCUACUUCUCACCAUUUCUGUGGUACCUGUGAGUCUUGUGACCAGGGUUUCUUAAUAAAGCUGGACUCAGACUACCUGCGUUAGAAUCAUCUGGAGCACUAGUUUUAAAAUGCAGAUUCCUAGGCAGCAUCUCAGAUCUACACAGAACAAGAAUCUCUGCUAAGUGGACCUGGGAAUCUUCCUUCUGCAUCUUAACACACUCCCUAGGUGUUUCUUCUGCACUCUGAAAUUUGAAAACCAUUGCCUGACUUUUCUCAGAACACAGGAUUGUAAACAAACUAUUUGAUGCCUAUAUUUUCCCCAGUAUAGUCACACAUCAACUCAAAAUUUGCAAUAUUGUACUUCGUAUAUUACUGUUAUGUCUUUGGAAAUCGGGUUCAGAAUACUUUUUAUGACAAAAAAAAAAAUUGGGUGAAGGGGACAACUUUCAUACCUGGCUCAACAUCUCAGGAAAAUCUGUGAUUAUUUAUGUGUUCUAAUGAGUAACAUCUACUUAAUUAGCCUUAGGGAUGGACUAACAGGGCCACUUACCAAACUCAGGUGAUUCCAGGAUGGUUUGGAAACUCCUCCCGAAUACAUCCUUAACUUCUAUUAAAAUCCUUGUCCUCAGAACAGUGCUGACAAAGAUGAAAACAUUUAUUUCAAACCCAAGAAAGACACUAAACUCAACUAAACAAACAAAUACAGAGGGCACAUAUACAUGACAGAAUUAUACACAGUCACUCCAUCGGAUCUGUGAUUUUGAAAUAGUGAUUAAAAAUAACCAUUGGUUUUUCUUGGAAAAACUUAAUAUGCUAUUGAGCCACAUGAUGUUUUUAUGUUGAAACAAGAUCAAGUUUUUCAGUUCAGUUUUUACAAUCCACAGUUCAUUCACCAGAUGUUUUUGGUUUUAACUGUAAACCAGGUUAGCAACUGACCUAUCAAAAAAUUGUUGUAUAAUCAACUAUUAAUUAGAAGGAAAUCUAUUUGAAAUUGUUCUACUUGAAGUUGUUUCUAAGAUUUUUAUAUUGAAAAUGGGUGUUAUUUCCUAAUAUGAUCUAAAACCCGGAAUCAUUAUUUUUUCUCAAAAUGAUUUGUAAAUAGUGACUGGACAUAUUAUAAAAUAAUAGGAGUGAAUAUCAUGCUACAUCCUGAAGAGAUGAAGGCAUAUGCUGAUUUUGAAAUGAAAAUUCCACUGGCCAGUGAAGAAAUUCACCUCCCUCUCAUCUUUACUCUGUGACAAUCUUACUGUCUACACUAAAUAAAGAAGCUUUUAAACAAGGCAUUUUUUUUUUUUUUCUGCCAUUGUGAAAGGUCUGGAGUCUUAGGAAUAUCCUAGGUUAAAAGUAGUGAUAUCUCCCCCUCAGUUAGGGGAUUAUGGGCCUUUACAUGGAAGUGAACUUUAGGUCAGGAAAAAGAACAUUAAGGGCCAGCAUUACUAUCUUUUUGUUUCUUUGGUCAGUUGGUUGUUUUUGUUGUUAUUGUUGUCCACUGUUAAAGAAAUGAAGCUAUGCCAUACGUAAAUAAACAUGACCACAAAGACAGCUGUUCUGACUUACUAGAGAGUGUCCCCAAUUUGGAUUUAGUACAGUUUUAAAGAAGAGCGGUGAGAAAGGGCAUACAUCCAUAAAUUCACUUCAUUUAUGCGUAUGUAGAUACAAGGAUGCACAUAUACACAUUUUCAAGACUAUUUUAGAUAUCUAGACAAUUUCUUCCUAAGAAAGUCAUUUGUGAAAGGGUACUACAGCUCUCAUUGACAUCAGUAAGGUAGCAUUACCUGUUUAUUCUCUGCUGCAUCUUACAGAGGAGUAAACUGGUGAGAGUAUAUAUUUUAUAUAUAUAUAUAUAAUAUGUAUAUAUAUAUAUAUAUUGACUUGUUACAUGAAGAUGUUAAAAUUGGUUUUUAAAGGUGAUGUAAAUAGUGAUUUCCUUAAUGAAAAAAAACACAUAUUUUGUAUUGUUCUAAUACAACAGAAAAGCCUUUUAAUCUCUUUGGUUUGUGUAUAUUCCAUGUAUAAGUGUAAAUAUAAUCGGACAGGUUUAAAAAUUGUGCAUGUAUGUAUACAGUUGCAAGUCUGGACAAAUGUAUAGAAUAAACCUUUUAUUUAAGUUGUGAUUACCUGCUGCAUGAAAAGUGCAUGGGGGACCCUGUGCAUCUGUGCAUUUGGCAAAAUGUCUUAAGUCAGAUCAGAUGUUCAUCCCAACACAACAGUAUUCCAUUUCUGGACAUGACUUCUGUGGUUUAAGCUUUGUGAAAGAAUGUGCUUUGAAUUCAAGGGUCUUAAAACUUUUUAAAUCAAGUCAACCACUUUUCAACAUAAAGGGUUCACACAACUACUUUCAUGAAUUUUUUACUCCCAUUGGAAACAUAAUAAUAUACCAGGAGUAUUCCAGUAUCCUGGAAUAGAGGCGCAUUACCAUUCAUGGUAUGAAUUCUGGGGUUUACACAACCAAUUUUGAUGCGAUCUGCUCAGUAAUAUAAUUUGUCAUUUUUAUUAGAAAUUUAAUUUCUUCAUGUGAUGUCAUGAAACUGUACAUACUGCAGUGUGAAUUUUUUGUUUUGUUUUUUAAUCUUUUAGUGUUUACUUCCUGCAGUGAAUUUGAAUAAAUGAGGAAAAAAAAUGCAUCAUCUCUGGUUUGAAAUGACUGUUAUUUUGUGGGCCUCCUGUUUUCAGGUUUUCAUAAACAUAAAAGCCUCUGGUCAUGCAAAUAACAAGUCUUCAAGAGUGCCUUGCCCUUCUCAAAAAGAUGAAAAAAGAAGGUGGCUAGUGCGUUAGUGUUUCAUGGAGCAGGGCAACUGACACAUGGCUCAAAGACAGCCUGUCCUAUGUAGCCCUGAUUCUGUUGCUUGGUGUGUAACAUGGAUUUUUACACAUGGAUACAUGAUGCUGUGGUCCUCAUGGGUUUUUUUUUUUUUUCUUUUUUAAAAAUUUUGUUGAAGUAUAGUUGAUCUGCAAUGUUGUGUUGGUUUCUGUUGUACAACAAAGUAAUUCACUUAUAAAUAAGCACGUAUCCAUUCUUUUUCAGAUGUAGGUUAUUAUUGAAUAUUAAGUACAGUUUCCUAUGCUGUACACCAGUCCCUGUUGGCCAUCCCUCCAUUCAAUAGGCAAUACUGUGCAUGUGCCAAUCCCAAACUCCCAAUCCAUUCCUCUCGCCCCAGCCUUUCCCUUUGGUAACUAUAAGGUUGUCUUUAAAAAAGUCUGUGAGUCUGUUUCUGUUUUGUAAAUAAGUUUAUUUGUAUCUUUUUUUUUUUUUUUUUUUAGAUUCCACAUACAAGUGAUACCAUGUGAUAUUUGUCCUUCAGUCUGACUGAUUUAGUGUGAUAAUCUCUUAAGUCUAUGUUGCUACAAAUGGCAUUAUUUCUUUUUUGGGCUAGUAUUCAUAUAUAUAUACACCUCAUCUUUAUCCAUUCCUCUGUGGAUGGACAUUUAGAUAGCUUCCAUGUCUUGGCUGUUGUAAAUAGUGCUGCAGUGAACAUGGGGGUGCAUGUAUCUUUUCAAAUUAUGAUUUUUUUCAGGAUAUAUGCCCAGGGUUGGGAUUGAUGGAUCAUAUAGUAGUUCUGUUUUUAGUUUUUUGAGGAACCUCCAUACGUUUCCCAUAGUGAUUGUACCAAUUUACAUUCCCACCAACAGUGUAGGAGGAUUGCCUUUUCUCCACACCCUCUCCAGCAUUUAUUGUUCAUAGACCUUUUGAUGAUGGCCAUUCUGACCCGUGUGAGGUGAUACCUCAUUGUAGUUUUAAUUUGCAUUUCGUUAAUAAUUACGGAUUUUUUAAAUGGGAAAAAGUUUGUACAGUGUUCAAAAAUAAAGUCGGUUUGAUAUAAA
Sus scrofa (pig) is the source of this 38714-nucleotide messenger RNA. The record is from RefSeq and is a predicted model, not a curated record. Lineage: Eukaryota; Metazoa; Chordata; Mammalia; Artiodactyla; Suidae.